ACGAGUGGGGCUGGCCUGCCCGCGAGCCGGUCCAGCAACGAGCGCGGCGGGCGGGAGCGCGUCCCAGCUCGGCCACGAACCUCCCCUCCGGUCCGCCGCGCUCCGGCUGGGGGGUCUUGAGACGGGAAGCGCGGCGAAGCGACGCGGGCAUCCGGCGGCGGGCGCGGGAAGCAGGGCGGAGGGGUCGAGGCGCGCUGCGCUGCCGCCGGGUCCUCGCCGGGUGCUGCGGGCCCCGGGCGCGCGGGGCUCCGCGGCGCGCGCACUAUGCGGGCGGAUUGCCUGCCGCCGCGAUGGCGAGCCGGGCGCCGCUGAGAGCCGCGCACAGUCCGCAGGGUCCCCCAGGCCAGGCCGCGCCCGCCGCCACCGGCCGGGCCGCGCUGCCCGGCGCAGGCUGCUGUCCCCUCCCUCCUGGCAGCAACUCCUCCUCCAGGCCUCGGCUUCUCCUGCUGCUGCUGCUGCUGCUCCAGGACGCUGGAGCCCAGCAAGGUGAUGGAUGUGGACACACUGUACUAGGCCCUGAGAGUGGAACCCUUACAUCCAUCAACUACCCACGCACCUACCCUAACAGCACCGUGUGUGAAUGGGAAAUCCGAGUAAAGAUGGGAGAAAGAAUUCACAUCAAAUUCGGUGACUUUGACAUUGAAGAUUCUGAUUCUUGUCACUUUAAUUACCUGAAAAUCUAUAAUGGAAUUGGAGUCAGUAGAACGGAAAUAGGUAAAUACUGUGGUCUGAAUUUACAAAUGAAUCAGUCAAUUGAAUCCAAGGGCAAUGAAAUCACAGUGCUGUUCAUGAGUGGAAUCCAUACUUUUGGACGAGGAUUUUUGGCUUCAUACUCAGUUAUAGAUAAACAAGAUUUAAUCACUUGUUUGGAUAUUGUAUCUAAUUUUUCGGAACCUGAGUUCAGUAAAUACUGCCCAGCUGGCUGUCUGCUCCCUUUUGCCGAAAUAUCUGGAACAGUUCCUCAUGGGUACAGAGAUUCUUCGCCAUUGUGCAUGGCUGGAAUCCAUGCAGGAGUAGUGUCAAACGUCCUGGGUGGCCAGAUCAGUGUUGUGAUUAGCAAAGGGACCCCAUACUAUGAAAGCUCUUUGGCUAACAACGUCACCUCCGUGGUGGACUACUUAUCUCCGAGUCUCUUUACAUUUAAGACAAGCGGCUGUUAUGGGACUCUGGGGAUGGCAUCCGGGGUGAUUGCCGACCCCCAGAUAACAGCAUCUUCUGUGCUGGAGUGGACUGACCACACGGGGCAGGAACACAGCUGGAGACCGGAGAAGGCCCGGCUGAAAAAACCUGGGCCUCCCUGGGCUGCUUUUACCACUGACGAGCAUCAGUGGCUGCAAAUCGACCUGAAUCGGGAGAAGAAGAUAACAGGUAUUGUAACCACUGGAUCUACCAUGGUAGAACACAAUUACUAUGUGUCUGCCUACAGAGUUCUGUACAGUGACGAUGGGCAGAAAUGGACUGUGUACCGAGAACCUGGUAUGGAGCAGGACAAGAUAUUUCAAGGAAACACAGAUUAUCACAAGGAUGUUCGUAAUAACUUUUUGCCACCAAUUAUUGCACGUUUCAUUAGAGUGAACCCUGUCCAGUGGCAACAGAAAAUUGCCAUGAAAGUGGAACUGCUCGGAUGUCAGUAUACUCUCAAAGGCCGUCUUCCAAAGCUUACUCAGCCUCCACCGCCUGGGAACAGCAAUAACCUCAGGAAUACUACAGCUCAUCCCAAACUAAGUAAAGGUCGUGCCCCUAAAUUGACUCAAGCACUUCAACCUCGAAGUAGGAACGAACUUCCUGCACAGACAGCACGGACAACGGCCACUCCCGACAUAAAAAAUACCACUGUAACUCCCAAUGUAACCAAAGAUGUCGCACUGGCUGCUGUACUGGUUCCUGUGCUGGUCAUGGCCCUCACCACGCUCAUCCUCAUUUUAGUGUGUGCUUGGCAUUGGAGAAACAGGAAGAAGAAAACCGAAGGCACCUAUGACUUACCGCACUGGGAUCGGGCAGGUUGGUGGAAAGGAGUGAAGCAGUUUCUCCCAGCCAAGUCCGUGGACCACGAGGAGACACCAGUUCGCUAUAGCAAUAGUGAAGUGAGUCACCUGAGUCCCAGAGAAGUCACCACAGUGCUACAAGCUGAUUCUGCAGAAUAUGCACAACCCCUCGUGGGAGGAAUUGUUGGCACACUGCACCAGAGGUCUACCUUCAAACCCGAAGAAGGCAAAGAAACAGGCUACGCAGACCUAGACCCUUACAACUCUCCAGCGCAGGAAGUGUAUCAUGCCUAUGCUGAACCGCUGCCCAUCACGGGGCCUGAGUAUGCAACGCCAAUCGUCAUGGACAUGUCAGGGCACCCCACAGCCUCAGUCGGUCUGCCCUCCACAUCCACGUUCAAAACGGCAGGGAACCAACCUCCUCCCGCGUUAGUGGGAACUUACAACACACUUCUCUCCAGGACUGACAGCUGCUCCUCAGGCCAGGCCCAGUAUGACACCCCGAAAGGUGGGAAGCCAGCUGCUGCCCCAGAGGAACUGGUGUACCAGGUGCCGCAGAGCACCCAGGAAGUGUCUGGAGCAGGAAGGGAUGAGAAGUGGGAUGCUUUUAAAGAAAUCCUUUGAAGGUGGUGCUGCUUUUUACAAAGCAUCCAUUUAAAGCACAUGGCUUUUUACUUACUUAGUGGUAGUAACAGUAGAAUGUAUUAUGUAUCUGUCACUGAAGUGGGUAGAGGAAUGUGGUGACCGAGGUACAAGAAACUACUUACCUUGCCAUCUAGCUUUAAAGGUGUUACUGUGUGGCACAGUUACUGCUUGCCUGUUACAUUUCAAACAUCCUGUUUGUUACUACUGUAAAACACUAUUUUUAAUACAGAAAAAGCUCCCUAUAAUGCACUUCAAAGAAACUGAAAAUCACUGAGUAUUUAUUACCAAUGCUGCAGGUACAUUAAUGAACUUGAGAUGGUUCGAUAAGCCUUGCUGGCAAUAAUGCAUGGUACUGUUCUUGAAAUGUCAAAUGGCUUGAAACUCUCCCUUUGUGAAAGGUAGGUACUGUCAUGGUCUCUUCUUUCCACCUUGUCUGCAAUCUUCUUCUUCACAAUAGCAAUCCAUAAGCAUUGUCCUAGCUGCAGCUGUGUGCACUGCUCUGUAUUUCCCGAGGAAGGUGCAUAGUUGGAGCACCUGCCUUGCAGUACGCUGGGGGACUGACUUCUUUGAUGACACUCUUUUAAUGCCUCCUGGCAAAGCACCUGGUCUCACCUCUGCUCAUUCCCACCCAGGACCUUUGUGGCCUCGCUCCAUCCUGUGUUUAUAGAUGCUGGAGGCCUCUUUCAAUGGGCAGUCUAGAGAAACCAGUCUUCCAGCUGUCAAAUAGUUGAUUUCUGUUUCCUUCAGUAAACUAUUAUAACAAAAAGGAAACCAAUAUGAACCAGACCUGAUGGCAUGGGCCUGCAAUCCCAAGUACCUGUAGCAAGAGGAUCCCAAGUUCAAUGCUUUGAGGUCUACAGAGUAAGUUCAGGAUUAACCUAGGCCACUCAUAAAACCCUGUCUCAAAAUAAGAAAGGAGUGAGGAGAUGUCUUAGUGGUUUAUGCUUGCCUACGGCACGUGUGAGGCCUGAGAUUCAAUCCUAUACUAAAGAAGAAUGGGCCACCAUGCCUUCUUCAGUUCUGUGUGAUUCUAUGGGAAUCUGAGUCGUCCUUUGUGUCAGACCUGGCUGACUUGUGCCAUAGCAUCUGAACUGAGCGGGAUUCUCCCCAGCGACUGCUCACUACUUGACCUGCCUGCACUCAUUUCCAAUAGGGAACAUUAAGACAUUGGAUUAGCCUGUAGUGCGCGCGGAAACCACCUUCUACUGUCUGUAGGCUGACAAGAUAACUGAAGAAGCUCAUCAGAUGUAGACAUAAACUCCGUACCCCUCUGCACAAACCUGUUUGUUGGUUUAGUCUUAAAGUAUACUGGGCCAUCAGGUCCUGGCCAUUUCUCUCAGCUUGUACUAUCCAGGUUAUACAUCGCCAAACCUCACUAAAUGUGGAUAAUGGUAAACAGUAUUGACUUUGCUUCUUUCCACAAGUCCCUCAGUGUUUUAAAACAUUGCUUCAGAAACAGACCUGUUUGUUCCUGCAGGUUCCCUGCCUCUGCCUCCUCUUCCUCCCCCUCCCCUUCUUUCUCCU
Onychomys torridus (southern grasshopper mouse) is the source of this 4154-nucleotide messenger RNA. RefSeq names its product discoidin, CUB and LCCL domain containing 2 (gene Dcbld2). The coding region runs from base 291 to 2609 and encodes 772 amino acids. The record is from RefSeq and is a predicted model, not a curated record. Lineage: Eukaryota; Metazoa; Chordata; Mammalia; Rodentia; Cricetidae. The transcript is spliced from 16 exons.